This is a messenger RNA of Kluyveromyces marxianus DMKU3-1042, 393 nucleotides long. RefSeq lists its product as uncharacterized. The record is from RefSeq and is a predicted model, not a curated record. Lineage: Eukaryota; Fungi; Ascomycota; Saccharomycetes; Saccharomycetales; Saccharomycetaceae. Bases 1 to 393 code for a protein of 130 amino acids. The transcript has a single exon.
AUGACAUUAAACAACGUGAAAAGACUAGAUUUGGCUGUUACUUACAACCAUGUACCGGCUCCAAAGAGUCUGUAUACUUCAGCAUCUGGCUCUCAAGGUAUGUUGAAUCAGUCUAUGCCAAUGGCAGCCAUGUUCAUGAGAAACAAGUUUCUUGCGUGGUUCUCUGUGUUAAGCACCUGGCACGCAAUUCUUACUGCUAUGCCAGACCCAGCUACCCCAGGUGACUCUCCUUUGAUGAAGAUUGGUAUGGCUUUAUUGGCAUUAGGUACCAACUACUUGAAUGUUUUGCUACCAGGGUCCCAAGGUCCUGUAAUUGACGCUGAUAAAACUGAAGGAGCUGCAGAGGCUGUCACAGAAGCUGUGACCGAAAGUGCUGCUUCAGCCACCGUCUAA